Molecule: messenger RNA, 1850 nt
Organism: Canis lupus familiaris (dog)
Lineage: Eukaryota; Metazoa; Chordata; Mammalia; Carnivora; Canidae
Gene: CALHM4
Product: calcium homeostasis modulator family member 4
Exons: 6
Coding region: 334-1236 (300 amino acids)
Molecular function (GO): monoatomic cation channel activity
Source: RefSeq, a predicted model, not a curated record
UCAGUUUUCUGCAGAGUCCAGUAGAUCCUGGACUGCCAUAGAGGCUACCUGCGUAUGCUGAUGGUCUGAAGUUUGCAUACUGAAAAUGGUGCUCUUCAGCCUGUUUUGCAUCUUCAUUUGCAAGAAGUUGACACCACCCUGCUAAGAGAAGAAUGCAGCUUCCUUUAUCACAUCUCUCUUCCCCCCAGCCAGCCUGAGUUACCCUGAGAGGAGCCUUUACAAGGAUCAAUGAAAUAAUGCUGCUGAAGGCCGGAUUUUUAAUGAAAGCUGUCACACACAAGCAAAACAUUAGUGGGUUGUUUCCACAUCUUGGCUAUUGUGAAUAGUGCUGUGAUGAAUAUAAGGUGCUCAUAUCACUUCAAGAUCCUGAUUUCAAUUUUUUUUUGGAUAAAUACCCAGAAGUGGGAUUGUUGUCCCUGUCAGGUUGGAAAAAAUUUCUACUAUGGUUCUGCGUUUCUAGUCAUCCCAGCCUUGAUCCUUCUGGUUGCUGGCUAUGCUCUGAGAAGCCAGAUGUGGACAAUGACCAGUGAAUACUGCUGCAGCUGUGCCCCUUCACACCGGAGAAUCAGCCCCCUGGAGCGCAAGCUGGCUUGUCUUCGGUUCUUCAGCAUCACUGGGAGGGCACUUGUUGCCCCAUUAACAUGGCUGGCUGUCACCCUGCUGACAGGCACCUACUAUGAAUGCGCAGCAAGUGAAUUCGCAUCUGUGGAUCAUUACCCAGUGUUUGACAAUGUCAGUGCCAGCAAACGAAAAGAGAUCCUAGCUGGGUUUCCAUGUCCCAAAUCAGCUCCAUCUGACAUGAUCCUGGCAAGAGAUGAAGUUGCUCUUCUGCACAGAUUCCAGUCACAAAUGCUGGGCUGGAUUUUGAUCACCUUGGCAACCAUCGCUAUCCUCGUGUCCUGCUGCUUGGCGAGGUGCUGCUCCCCCCUCACCUCUCUGCAGCACUGCUACUGGACCAACCACCUGCACAACGAGAGGGAGCUCUUUGAACAAGCUGCAGAGCAGCAUUCACGGCUCAUCAUCAUGCAGCGCAUAAAGAAACUCUUUGGCUUUAUUCCUGGAAAGGAAGAUGUCAAACACAUCCGUAUUCCUUCAUGUCAGGACUGGAGAGAUAUUUCAGCACCCAGUCUUUUCUGCAUGGGUGAGGACUUGCAAGGUCGCUAUAGCUUCCUUGGAGACAGGGUGGAUGAGGAUAAUGAGGAAAGCAAACCUGAAGGUAUUGAAUUAAAACCUUGAUUAUGGCGCCUCUCACAAUUCAGUUUGCUUAACAGAUGCUUUAUUUUUGUGAUGAUGGAGUUUCAAAGUAAUCUCUUCACCUUUUUCUCUCCUGAGAUUUGUUUGACUGAGUCCAUUCAAGGUGUUAUUUCCAAAAUCCGUUUAUCUGAUCAUUGUGCCAAUGAUAUUGGUUUAAUAUUGGCUUAAUGAAAACAAUAUGGAUCUUGAAGUCAUAUCAGAAUUGGAAUCUCGGUUGUUACUCAGUUAGCUGUAUGAAAAAUAGUAUUUUUGAGCACCAUCUUGUUACCUGCACAUAACGGCUACCUCAUAGAGCUGUUGUGAGGAUUAAAGGUGUUAAUAUAAGCUAAGUGCUCAGCAUAGUGCCUUUCCUAAAAUAAGUGCCAACACACGUUACUUUUUCUGUGUUCCAUGUUUUCCAUUACUCUCUAAUUUCCUUUGAUCUUAAAUAUCUGACCUUUUGGCAACAGGAUGAAAAGCCCUUUCUGUGCUCGCUUUGGCAGCACCUAUACUAAAAGCCCUUUCUAAACUGGUAACAUGUACGGUAGAAGCCCAUGCAAGGUCUUGUGUCAAUUCUGCCAUAACCAGGGGAAGAUGAUGCAUUAUUCUAUCAUCAU